Messenger RNA from Aplosporella prunicola CBS 121167, 3489 nucleotides. RefSeq lists its product as uncharacterized. The record is from RefSeq and is a predicted model, not a curated record. NCBI's taxonomy places the organism in Eukaryota, Fungi, Ascomycota, Dothideomycetes, Botryosphaeriales, Aplosporellaceae. Bases 1 to 3489 code for a protein of 1162 amino acids. The transcript is spliced from 4 exons.
AUGGACUUUUGGACGCGGUUGAUAGGCGGUACCGGGGCGCAAAGGCGACGCUCUACCCUCAACGAUCCGCAACAGCGUCUAGCACGCUUCAAGCGCGUUUACAACCAGAUUCUGAACACAUGGCAUAAGACAACCUCCCUGGCCACUGACCCUGCCGCCCUCGACACGAUUCGCCAAUGCUUCCAACGUCUCACCUCCAUCCUGACCGAGGAGUCGCGCUCUCCCGCCCCGCAUCUAUGCCUCUCCUUCUCCUCCUCCUCCCAGAUUUUCACCGCCGUUUCACGCAUUGCAUCGACGUCGCACAAUGAGGCUGUCGUCAGGGAGGCCGUCGGCGUCUUCGGCGCCCUUAUCGACAGCGAAGAGGAGGAGUUCCUCGCCAAUGAACGCUUCGCUGAGGCCCUGAUGACGUUUCUCUCCAAGAUUGCAAAUUCGCAGAGUUUGAUGCUGGGCGAGGAUACCGAUGCCGAAAUUGUGGAGCUGCUCUUCGGCAUCUGUGCCAAGAUCCGUCUCGAGUCUGAGAUCCUGCCCAUCUGGUUCAGCUCCCGGCCCAAGGUCGACAAGGAUGGCUCGUCGUUGGUUGCAAAGGCGGGCUUUGCUGGCGUCACGCAGAAAGAGGCUUUCCCCCUUUGCUAUCAGCUCAUCGACCAUGUCCACCAUGAGGGAAGGAUCGGCGACUUUGCCCGAACCGGCUUGUUGUACAUCUUUGAGACUGCCUCAAAGUCUGAGAACUUGGAGAAAUGGAUCGUCGAGAGCGACCUGGCCACACUCAUGGCUUCCGGCCUUGGUGCAUUGUACAGCCAGUUGCACAGGAAGCUGUCCGUCAUCCAUCCCGAGAAGGGCAUGCCUGUCAUUCUCGCGCUGUCGGAUUACCCACAGGUUCACCUGCCGGCUGAUGCUGAGAGUGUGUUUUCGCCCGAGUUCAGGUCUCACAUGGACACCUUCCUCUCCUAUCUCGCUUUCUGGCAGGAUGUGCUCGAGCACUGCCGAUCCUUUGAUGUCAGACACACUCUGAUUGACCAUUUCCAAGUGCUUUUCUUACAGCAACUCUUAUACCCAUCGUUGCUGGAAUCGUCCGAUGUUGACGGAGGAUCUGCUGUUGCUGUGCUCACCUACUUGAGACGUAUCUUGGACGCACUGGACCACCCCGAGCUUGUCCAUAUGAUUUUGCGCUAUCUGCUUGACCUUCCCGAGGAGCAGCCAGAACGUCCCAGGUCUCCAGUGGCUAUGAGACGCCGGUCUACCUUGAUACUUAUGGCUCAGCAUGUUGAAGAUGACGACCGACUGAAUCCGUCGUUGUUCAACUUGGUUGAUCUUUUGCUCAGCAGUACGCAGUCCAAGAACCCGCAGACCGUCAUCUCGGCUCUCAAACUCGUGAGUGUCAUCUUGAGCAAGAACCACAGGCACGCCACAGGUACGCUUGUCACGGUUACUGAGGUCCACAAUAAAGAGCCGCAACGGACCAUUGGUUCACUGAAUGCGGAAAUUCAAAGCUACCUUACUUUGGCCAGCGAUAUGAUUCCCGGUGCUCAGAUGGAUCAAGAGUACGAAGCCAUGCUGAAGGACGCGCUCAGUCUUCUCGAGGCACACCCAUGUUCAUUGAAGAACCUCGCUUUGAAUGGCCUAAACCUACCAAGCCAGGCUGCGGUAGAUUAUCUAACUGCUGAGGCUCGCAAGAACGACACCUUGCACUACUUGACCACCGGAGACGCUCUGUUCAAAUCUUUGAUGAUCAAUCUGGCGACCUUCUUCACCAACAACGUCGAAGCAAACCUCAGCCUCACCGAAGUCAUCGUGCACUUGGCAUCCUGCCCCAACCUCCGCCUUGAGGGCUGGCUUUCCGUCGAACCGGCCAAAUAUCAAUUCGAUCCAAGCGAGACCUUCGAUGAUGAGGAAGAUGAGAAUAUGCGAAAUAUUUAUAGGGCUCGUCGCAAGCCCACAUGGGCUGAACAUCACGCACCAUCUUUGCUGACCGCUUUGAAGAGUCUGCACAAGCAGAUUGAAAUCCUUCGCGAGGUUGUGCCCAACUUCGACGAGCACGUUGCCAACAGGAAGCAGGCUUUCCGCAUGCAUGACGAGAUCAAUCAGGCAAUGAAGGCCAUGGCCAACUUCCCGCCUCCGCCGCCCGUCCCACCUACCCGCUCAUACACAGAUGCGCCGACUCCCUCACCCUGGGCUCCGCAACAAAUUGCCAAGCAUGUCUUCGAAUCGUCCAGCCCGAAUCGCUCGCAAUCGCCUCGUGGUAGACGCAUCUUGGGUGAGCGGCGUCCGACGGCCUCAGCCGCCUCGCCGCCGAGUUCCAGGCCCCCGCCCGUCUCACGCAUGAUGUCGCAGGCGUCACGCUUCUCGAGCUCAGGUUCCUCGACCCCAACGAGCAGAAGCAGAGCACUCAGUUCUCCUGCUCCCAUGCCCAGUGUCAUGGAAACGGCCAACAUGGUUGAGAACGCGGGUAUCCUGACACGCGUCAUCCGUUUCCCGCUCAAGGUCCCAGAGAAGAAGAAAGAUAACAAGAGGCAUGGUACGGAUAAGCAGCAGAAUGGCAGGCCCGGCACACCCUCCAAGCAUGCGGAUGUCCCGGAUUCGAUUCCGGAGGCACUGGAGGAUGUCGCAGAAGAGCCGAACGCGAACGGCGACACGAUCCAGGAAGAGCCUGAAGAUGAGGAAGCGGGCGAUGCGACCACGAAUGCGACUCAAUUCAGCAGCGCUGCCACGCAGCAGUACAAGCCUAUGCGCAUGCCUCGCGCCCGCGCCAGCACCGAGAAGCACGUGCGCCCCGCCACUUCUGGCGCCGAUGGCAGCACGCCCGGCCUCAGCUCAAUUCCGUAUCGCUCGGCUCUGCAGGAGAAGCCUGCGACCGCUUCCGCACCUAUGACGAAGCAUCCAGAACCAGAGAAGGAGAAGCCGAUGGCGUCCGAGCAGCCUGCUGCCGGAGAGGAGAAGAAGGAGCAGAAACGGGAGGAGCAGCAGCAGACCGAGCCCUUCCCUGAAGCUCCAUCUGAGCCCUUCCCGGCCGCUCCCUCAGAGCCAUUCCCUGAAGCUCCUUCCGAGCCCUUCCCUGAAGCUCCAUCUGAGCCCUUCCCGGCCGCUCCAUCUGAGCCCUUCCCGGCCGCUCCAUCCGAGCCAUUCCCGGCCGCGCCAUCUGAGCCAUUCCCAGCGGCCCCGUCUGAGUCCUUCCCCGACGCGCCGUCCGAGCCUUUCCCCGACGCGUCGUCCGAGCCCUUCCCUGCUGCCCCCUCCGAGCCCUUCCCAGACGCUCCACCCGAGCCCUUCCCCUCGGCUCCCUCUGGCGCCAUGCCCGGCGCGCCUGAGCAGCAGCAGCAGCAGCAGCGAGGCCAGCAACAAGGCCAGCAGGAGGGCGAGGAAGGGUCGCCCCGCGAGGCGACGCUCAGCCACAUCCUCACCAAUGUCAUCAUCCUGCAGGAGUUUGUGCUCGAGCUGGUGGCGCUGCUGCAGGUGCGCGCCAGCCUGUUCCAGGAGGUGCGCUUUGCUUAG